Lytechinus variegatus (green sea urchin) is the source of this 2995-nucleotide messenger RNA. Its product is annotated as thyroid hormone receptor beta-A-like. Gene Ontology annotation, biological process: negative regulation of transcription by RNA polymerase II; positive regulation of transcription by RNA polymerase II; retinoic acid receptor signaling pathway. The transcript has 9 exons. Gene Ontology annotation, molecular function: nuclear receptor activity; zinc ion binding; RNA polymerase II cis-regulatory region sequence-specific DNA binding. The coding region runs from base 400 to 1572 and encodes 390 amino acids. Lineage: Eukaryota; Metazoa; Echinodermata; Echinoidea; Temnopleuroida; Toxopneustidae. The record is from RefSeq and is a predicted model, not a curated record.
ACAGCGGUAAACGGAUGGGGGUGGUGGGUGCUCACUCAAGCUCGGAGAGAGUACCAUAAAAUCUGCUGGAGCGAGCUUGACCUGAAAAGUCGGCCAAGAAAAGUGAGAGACGUUCUGAGAUGGAUGCACCGUCACCGUGGUGAAACUGAAAUGCAAAAUACUAAAAUCUUUUCGACUCUAUGCUCCCUAGAUGUACAGAAUCAGACCAGAGAGAAAUAAUUUGAACAUUUAUUCUUCCGUCUGUGGAACUGCGUGAUUUUUCUUGGUUUCUGAAUUUAGGCGGUCACUCUCCCUUGCUCAUUAUCAGACAAGCUGUACUAGUACUACUACUACAAGUUUUGAAUUGAAAGAAGGCAUCCUACUAUUCCUAGCGGAUUGGCGAAUCGGUGGAAAGUCAAGAUGUCGAAGUUUAAGUUCGGAGAGAGCAUACAUAGCGGUAUAGGUGAAGGACAGCCAGAUGGUCAAGAAAAGAGUACUAAAUCACCAUACAUACCAAGCUACAUGGAUCUUAGCAAUGGCCCAGAGCCAUGUGUCGUAUGUGGAGAUGCUGCUACAGGAUAUCAUUACAGGUGUAUGACCUGUGAAGGAUGUAAGGGAUUCUUUCGAAGGACGAUUCAGAAGAAGUUGAGUUAUUACUGUAAAUGGAAUGAAGAAUGUAUCAUAGACAAAACAACCAGAAACCAAUGUCAGCAAUGUCGUUAUAAGAAGUGUCUCACUGUUGGCAUGGCACCGGAUUUGGUAUUGAACGAGAAUCAGCGCAAGGCAAAGAGGGCGCUGAUACAGGAGAAUCGUGAGAAGCGUAGCAGAGAAGAGAUGCUGAGACAGACCGGUCUAAUCUCUAGUAACCAGCUGACAAAUCAUGAAGAGUCGUUGAUUAGAGCUAUUCUGGUAGCUCAUAAACAAACCAGUCAUAUGUACAGGAGGGAAUCGAGUUCAGGGGAUGAGAGUGAGCCUGAUAGCAAGAAACUGAAGAUGGAGGAUGAAAAACCCUUAGCUGAGAUCAUGACGCCCUCUAUAGUCAAAGUAGUGGAAUUUGCCAAGAGAAUACCAGGAUUUACAAAUCUUCAUCAUGAUGAUCAAAUUUUACUUCUGAAGACCUGCUGCAUGGAGAUCAUGUGCUUGAGAAUAGCUCAGAAGUUCGACCCGGACAGUCAGAAGUUAAUCCUCUCCAACGGUCUUCGGGUCGGCAAAUCGGACAUGGAUCAUGGUGUCCUCAGUGAGCUAAUUGAACCCAUCUUUGACUUUGCUGUCAGUAUGUCUAGAUUACAACUCACAGAAACAGAGAAUGCUCUCUUAGCUGCAGUGUUGCUGAUAGCGGGAGACCGACCAGGUUUGAAGGAGGCUAAGCUUGUUGAGACAUUACAAGACAGUCUGUUAACAGCCUUCCAGCAUUUCAUCAAUGAAUCUAGGCCAAAGACACCUGUGCACUGGGCCAAGAUACUCAUGAAGAUCACCGACUUGAGGACCAUCAGUGCCAGGCAUGCUGAACGCAUCAUGUGCAUCAAGUUGGACCGACCUAAUGAAAUACCUCAGAUAUUCUUGGAGAUGUUUGAUGAUAACGGUCUGGUCUGAGUCCCCAGCCUACCUUGCAUUCAAUGCUUGAAGUAGUUCACCAAACCUGUCAUAAGUAUGAGAAACCUGCCAUCCUUGCAAUGAACAUCUACGGUUAUAUCGUUCUUGCACAUUUCUUCUCCAAACUUGUGUGAUAAUCAACAGAGAUAACCUAGCUUGGGGCAUUCAGCCUUGAUGGAUUGAUGGAGUAAAAAACCCAACAUGGAUUGAAUAGAUAACAUCCAAAUUGAAGAGUCAAAUAGUCAUAUUCAGUCGUUGUCUAACCUACAGGAGUUAUUCUUACAGGUUAAAUUGCAGUAUUCAUUGAAACAUCACAGUAGUCUUCAAAAGUUGAAGAUGUCUCUUCCUACUAUUGACUGGCUUCCGGCGUUACUGCUGCUCUCCAAUCUAGGUUACCUAUGUCUUUUCAAAUUGAAUUCUGAAAUUCCCAUAGGAAAAGUAGAGUUGCCACCAUUUCCCAUAGAGCGAAAAAAAUCAGAUUAUUAAUGUUUUCUCUAUAGGAGGGCAGGCUAGCUUUGUAACCCAACUUACUCUCAGGAAUAUUUAGUAUAACAAUGUGUUUUAAGGAGAAUACUCAAAACGUGAAAUACCUCAUACCGUUCAUUUCGUUUUUACAAAAGACAUGUGUGAAGGAUAACGGAUGUGUGAAAACUAUAUACGACAGUUCCUUGUUAUCUUCAUAUCUUUUUUGACACGGAUGACUUACAUGUAUGUCAGCAAUCCAGUCCAUGCCAGUCCAUUAUCACCCAUUGCUUUUUGUUUACAGGUAUUUCCAAAUUCAUGGGUGGUAAGAAUAGUCCAUACAGAAAAUCUCUUCAAUAACAUUUUCCUUCCUUUUGAUUGCAAAAAGGCAAGUUUAGAAGAUUGAGUUUGAAUCACUCUCUGGCAUGGUCAGGAUUUGCUGAAAGAAGUUUCUCAGGAAAUAUUUUGAUUUGUAUCAGGUUAGUAGAUUAUGUUUGUUUCCAUAGUAACCAGUACCUCUCAGGGAAUAGCGAAUUGAUUUCUGAUAAUGCUCUGUGUUUAGAAGCAGAAGAGCAUUAAUUCAGGUCGUUUUAGUUCAUUGCUUUCAGACUCUUUGCUCGGGGCAUGUGUAUGCUAUGCUAGGAAGACUGUAUAUACAUAUAUAUAUAUGGAAUGAAUAUAACAUAAUCAUGGUUUAUCUAGUUACAGUAAUUUGUUGAUGUAUAUUUUCUCAAAAUAUAACCAUGAAUACACAUCUACAGUAGGGGUAACAUUUAUUGUCAAUUUGGAACUACUGUGUUAGCAAUCUUGCCAUGUAAACCCAAAUGCAUCAUUUUGAGUUUCAAAUGGCAAGUAUUAAUGUUACCAAAGAUUAAGUUGAAGGGUCAACUAACAUUAGCUUCCAGUGUGAUUGUUCCUGUCUUAAUCUGUCUGGAGUUAUAAGUUGGUGUUAGGGUGGUGG